GUUGCAGCAGCAGCAGGCAGCAGCAGCAUUGUUUCAGUGCUGCAGGUGCGGCCGCAGACCAACUCGUAGUUAUGCCUGCCCGCUCCUUUCUCGUGUAACACUUCGUGAUGUUGUGGACGUGUCAUCACACUUGUUGUACCCUAUAAGAGGGCUGAGUUGGUAGAGUCCACGUUCCACGCACGCCCAACCCCCCCCCCCACUCGGCGCUGCUUGAAUAAUGGUCUCGUCGACCGGGAAGGCCGCCGCUGUGCCCGGGACCUCCUCCUCAGCCUCUCGGCGUCUCUCGCGCUGUGUCCCGCCGGCUUCGCCGUGAACUCUCUCGGCGGAGGGAGCGAGAGAGAGGGAGGGGGAGAGUGCGGGGGAGAGACAGAGAGCGAGACAGAGAGAGAGAGAGCGAGCAAGAUGGGCGAGGAGCUGAGUGAGAAGCUGGGUGAGGAGCUGAGUGAGGAGCUGGGUGAGGAGCUGGGUGAGGAGCUGAGUGAGGAGAUGGGCGAGGAGCUGAGCGAGCAGCAGCAGCAGGAGGGGGAAGGCUGUUCAGGGGUGGCAGGGCCUGGGCAGAGCACGGAGGAGCCGGCGGCAGCGCUACCGGCCGCUGUGAGAGCCCAGAUCGAGCGCAACCGUCAGCGAGCACUGCUCCUCCGCCAAGCACGCGCCGCCAGCCAGCCCUACCCCUCGGCCAGCGCUCGCUCACAGGCGGGCGCUGCGAGGCUGCGGGUGCCCGGCCGGGCGGUCGACACCGGCGGUGGUUUCCUGCUGGAGGAGGCGGACGAUGAGGAGGAGGCGGCGGCUCGCCGGGUGGUGCACACACCAGCGCCCGUGAUGAAGGCGGACUACCUGCAGUGCGGGGAGUGCGGGCGCCGCUUCAUGGACUCCUACCUGAGCGCCACGUUUGACUUGGCCGUGUGCGACGCGUGCAGGGACAACGAGGGCAAGCACCAGCUGGUGUCGCGCACGGAGGCCAAGACGGAGUUCCUGCUCAAGGACUGCGACCUGGACGGGCGGGAGCCGGCGCUGCGCUUCGUCCUGCGCAAGAACCCGCACAACCCGCGCUGGGGAGACAUGAAGCUGUACCUGCGCCUGCAGGUGGAGGGGCGCUCGCUGGACGUGUGGGGCGGCGAGGAGGCCCUGCAGGAGGCCCGCGAGCAGCGGCACCACGGCCGCGACCGGCGGCAGCAGAAGCGCUUCAAUAACAAGGUCAAGGAGCUGCGCAUGGCGGUGAGGAGCAGCCUGUACCGGAAGGCCAGCGCGGGCCACGUGCACGAGUACGGCCCCGAGCAGCGCGACGACGCGGACGCGGACGCGUACCACAGGACUUGCGUGCAGUGCGGCCACCGCCUCGCCUACGAGAAGAUGUGAGAGCGGCGCCGGGGCCGGCGUCCCGGUGCUCGUGAGUCGGGGGAGCGGCCCCAGAGCCGAGUCGGAUCAGGGACCGAGACCGGGGGGAAGCGGCGGAGGAGCCGCCGGGGAGGAGACACGAGGAGCGGUUUUCCAGUCUAAUAAUAAAGUGAAGCAAAAGGAGCUUGGCUCUGUGGAGCUGGGAACUCGUGCGGAGCAAGGGGGAUGUUUUAUACACGAGUCGUGCGCUUUGCCACGCAAGGGUGAGCUACACGCAACAUUUCUAUGUUCCGUAUACUUUGGACAAGGAGACGAAACUGCUAGCUUUUUCCAAUGAACAGCCUUUUAAUGCCAAACACUACCUGCCCGAGGAUGUACAGAGCAUGUAUUUUUGAUGCAAGUUGUGAUUGUGGUCUGAUAAACACCACCCCAGUGGAGUAGUUUUUAUCGGGGGCCCUCCAAGCUGCCCCGCGUUGCUCCGUCGCGAGCGCCCAGCGGCGUCUCCACGUGCGCACGCGUUGGGUCUCCACGGGCCCUCACGGGAGCCAUGUAACUAACAACACAGCGGCACGCGGACCGCACCAGACAACGCCCGGAGGGGCCGCCAGGCAACUUGGCCCACAGCGAGGGUGAGGCAAACACCCACCACUCACUCACCCACUCGCUCACCCACCACUCGCACAUUCACCCACUCGCUCACCCACCACUCGCACAUUCACCCACUCGCUCACCCACCAC
Messenger RNA from Petromyzon marinus (sea lamprey), 2073 nucleotides. RefSeq names its product XPA, DNA damage recognition and repair factor (gene XPA). The record is from RefSeq and is a predicted model, not a curated record. Gene Ontology annotation, biological process: UV-damage excision repair; nucleotide-excision repair, DNA damage recognition; base-excision repair. Gene Ontology annotation, cellular component: nucleotide-excision repair factor 1 complex. Lineage: Eukaryota; Metazoa; Chordata; Hyperoartia; Petromyzontiformes; Petromyzontidae. Gene Ontology annotation, molecular function: damaged DNA binding.